AUGCCCAAUAUUCAAAGCAAUAACAACUCAUCAUCCAUGUAAUAAACAUGCCUCAGAUCUCAGAAAAUGCGAAACUUAAGUGGUGAUAAUGAUGGCAGUGAAUAUGGUUGCAAGAAUAAUGUCAGUAAUUGUAUAUUCUAUCAAAAUAAAUGUCUCUCAAAAACUUCACUUGCAUUAUAUACUUUCUAAGAUAAUGUGGGUAUUGAGAAUGAAAAACUAUUUUGGUGUGAAAAAGUUAUUGAUUCAAAUGACAACAAAUGCAAAUAUGAUGGUAUUAAAUGCGCUAAUAGACUUUGUAGUGAUUCAGCAACUGCCAGUUUUUAUACAGAUUUUGAUUACAAAAGUUAUUUGAAAACUUGUAAGACUGAUGAUUAUGGAUGUGUUGAUACCAGCAGUAGUUGCAACACUGUUUCAGGAAAUUAGGCCUUCCGCGAAUAAAUGCUUGAUAAUUCAGGGAAUGAUUAUUAUAAGUCGAAUACUGCAGUUGUUACUUAUGGCAAUUGUUAAGUAAGAACCUUUUAUGAUAAUGUAUUUGCUAAAUCUGAUAGAUAUUGUAAUAUUUGGAUGAAAGAUUGCGUAACCAGAGAAAACGUUGUAUACCGAAAGAUAGACCUUGUUCUGAAUAUAGAGGUACAAAAACUUAAUGUGAAGCAUUCAAAUAGUAUUCACAUUAUGAAAAUGCCAACAAAGUUGAUGUAUAUUUAUUAUGUUCUGGAAUGCCAUCCAAUAAGGAGAAUAGUAACUGUAAAGAUAGAGAGUGCACAGACAAUACAGUUGCAACUACAAAUGAUGAAUGCUAAUCUUAUUUGGAUGGAUGUGUAACAAAAGGAAUAGGAUGUGUUUAGAAAUUUUUCAAUUGCUCAGCUUACUGAGGAACUAGAGAUACUUGUAGUAACUUUAUGGAAUCAAGUGGCUAUGAUUAUUGUUACAAUGUAGAAAAUGCAACAGAAACAUCAAACUGCUAAAAGUAGGAUUGUAGCAAUAUUUAAGGAACUAACAACAAAGACUGUAACGAUGAAAUGA
Paramecium sonneborni is the source of this 1023-nucleotide messenger RNA. NCBI's taxonomy places the organism in Eukaryota, Ciliophora, Oligohymenophorea, Peniculida, Parameciidae. The record is from the annotation of a GenBank genome assembly.